AAGAAAGAAAUGUGGACAGAGAGAAUGAGAAGGUGUCUCCUCUUCACCAGAAGAAUCAUUGACAAGGCCCUUGAAAAAAUUGACGGAGUAAGAACCGCAGCCAUGGCAAAGAACUGCCACAACGACUACAAAAUGAAGUUCUCCCUGGACGAUGAGUACCCCGAUCUGUCCCUGCACAACAACCACAUGGCCAAGGUGCUGAACAAGGAAAUCUACGGCAGGCUGAGAGGCAAGUCCACCCCCAGCGGCUUCACCCUGGAUGACAUCAUCCAGACCGGUGUUGACAACCCUGGUCACCCCUUCAUCAUGACCGUGGGCUGCGUUGCUGGUGAUGAGGAGUCCUAUGAGGUCUUCAAGGAUCUGCUGGACCCUGUCAUCUCCGACCGUCACGGCGGAUACAAGCCCACUGACAAGCACAAGACCGACCUGAACUUCGAGAACCUGAAGGGUGGUGAUGACCUGGACCCCAACUAUGUGCUGUCCAGCCGUGUUCGUACCGGCCGCAGCAUCAAGGGAUUCACCCUGCCCCCCCACAACAGCCGUGGAGAGCGUAGAGGCAUUGAGAAGCUGUCCAUUGAGGCCCUGUCCAGCCUGGAGGGUGAGUUCAAGGGAAAGUACUACCCCCUGGACGGUAUGACCGACGCUGAGCAGGAUCAGCUGAUUGCUGAUCACUUCCUGUUUGACAAGCCCGUGUCCCCCCUGCUGACCUGCGCUGGUAUGGCCCGUGACUGGCCCGACGGCAGGGGCAUCUGGCACAACGACAACAAGACCUUCCUGGUCUGGGUGAAUGAGGAGGAUCACCUGCGUGUCAUCUCCAUGCAGAAGGGAGGCAACAUGAGGGAGGUCUUCAGACGCUUCUGCGUUGGCCUGCAGAAGAUUGAGGAGAUCUUCAAGAAGCACAACCACGGCUUCAUGUGGAACGAGCAUCUGGGCUACAUCCUGACCUGCCCCUCCAACCUGGGAACUGGCCUGCGUGGUGGAGUGCACGUCAAGCUGCCCAAGCUCAGCACACAUCCCAAGUUCGAAGAGAUCCUGACCAGGCUGCGUCUGCAGAAGCGUGGCACAGGUGGUGUGGACACAGCCUCCGUGGGUGGUGUGUUUGACAUCUCCAACGCCGACCGUCUGGGCUCCUCCGAGGUGCAGCAGGUCCAGCUGGUGGUUGACGGUGUCAAGCUGAUGGUUGAGAUGGAGAAGAAGCUGGAGAAGGGAGAGUCCAUUGAUGGCAUGAUCCCCGCCCAGAAGUAA
Xiphias gladius (swordfish) is the source of this 1245-nucleotide messenger RNA. It is a transcript of the gene ckmb, whose product is annotated as creatine kinase, muscle b. Gene Ontology annotation, molecular function: creatine kinase activity. The record is from RefSeq and is a predicted model, not a curated record. NCBI's taxonomy places the organism in Eukaryota, Metazoa, Chordata, Actinopteri, Istiophoriformes, Xiphiidae. The transcript has 9 exons. Bases 10 to 1245 code for a protein of 411 amino acids. Gene Ontology annotation, biological process: phosphocreatine biosynthetic process.